Messenger RNA from Paramecium sonneborni, 875 nucleotides. Lineage: Eukaryota; Ciliophora; Oligohymenophorea; Peniculida; Parameciidae. The record is from the annotation of a GenBank genome assembly.
AUUAAAUAUAAAAAAUGUUUAGAAUUUUAACAAUUGCAAUAUGUAUAACAAUGAUAGUUGGAUCAUUCAUUAAAGACUAAUCUACAAUUAACAAUUUCGAAGUAAUUAACAUAAGAAAAAUAUGUUUAGUGUUCUGAUAUAGAAUACAGAAGACCAGAUGUAUUUUAAGUGACAGGAACAGGAUCUUUAAGUGUUGAACCAACAAUAGCUACAAUUCAUUAUGCUAUAGAAAUAUAAAAUGAAUUAGCAGAAUUGGCUUUAAAUACUGCUAAUAAAAUAUAAGCAACAUCAUUCAAGUAAUAUAUAAUUAAAAAUAAAUAGAUCCUUAUAAUCAGUAGAUACAACUAAUGGAGGAGUGAAGAUCUCUACAACUUAAUUUUAAAUGUUUCCUCAUACUGAAUAUGAUUAUUCUUAUGGAAAAAAUGAAAUCAUAUUUAAAGGAUAUAAAGUAAUUAUUUCUCAAAAAAUGGAAACAUCUAAUUUGAAUAUAGUUGGUUAAUUGAUUGAUGCUGCCAUCAAUGCUGGAGUUACUUCUAUUUAGAGUGUUUAAUUUGAUAUUAAACCAGAAUAAAAAGCUGAAUUAAAAGAUUAAAUACUUUAAUUAGCUAUUAAAGAUGCUACUCAUAAAGUAUAAAACUAUUUAUUAAUAUUAAUAGGCUUAAAUUGCUUUAAAAACUUUAGAUAUGAAAAUCCAUUCAAUAAAAAGUAUUUCUAUAGAUCAAUCAUAUGCUCCAAGACCUUCUUAUUAAAAUAAAGCAAUGCCUAUGAUGGAUACUAUGGCAUAUGGAUCAGCACCAACUGAAAUUUAUGCUCAAGAGUAAAACCUAUCGCAUUCAAUUACAGUAGGAUUCAUCAUUGUUCCUAUCGAUCAAUGA